Molecule: messenger RNA, 4972 nt
Organism: Bombina bombina (fire-bellied toad)
Lineage: Eukaryota; Metazoa; Chordata; Amphibia; Anura; Bombinatoridae
Gene: EML1
Product: EMAP like 1
Exons: 24
Coding region: 370-2901 (843 amino acids)
Biological process (GO): microtubule cytoskeleton organization
Cellular component (GO): mitotic spindle
Molecular function (GO): microtubule binding
Source: RefSeq, a predicted model, not a curated record
AAGUUCAAGUCCCCAUCCAAAAAAACCAGCACAAGGCCGGCCUCCCGCUCCCCUUUACUGCAGCAGCAUAGCACUGCUCUGGGGUGGAAAGUAGCGGUGAUAGACUUUAGUUUGUGCUUUUAUCCGGGUAAGAGGGACCAGACAGGCGCGUUAUAACCGAGUAAGCUGUGGGAUACUCGGGGAAAGCCCCCCAUAUAGAGUGCACGGUGCGGUGGUUGUCAUGGUUACCGAGAGCGGCUGCAGGCCUGAGCCCCAAGGAGGAGGCAACUCUCACUGAUCCGGCCAGGAGGGGCUACACUAAGGGGCAUCUGCUCCCCCAGGAGGUGCCAUAGACCCAGCGAGCAGGGAAGGGAGACCACAUCGCUCAGCAUGGAGGACGGCUACUCCAGCUACAGCAGCAGUCUGUAUGACACCACCUCUCUCUUACAGUUCUGCAAUGAUGACAGCGCCUCUGCCUCAAGCAGCAUGGAGGUGACGGAUCGCAUUGCUUCGCUGGAGCAACGUGUGCAGAUACAGGAAGAUGAGAUCCAGCUGCUAAAGUCAGCAUUGGCUGAUGUUGUUAGACGGCUGAAUGUUUCAGAGGAACAGCAUGCCAUGCAGAACAGGAAAGGGCCCACCAAAGAUCAAAAUAUGCAUAAACGGUCAGAUGCCGACAAGCCGCGGUGUACAGCUGGUGCAGCAAGACCUCUGGUUCAGACUCUGCCUUUGAGAGCUUCUGUCAACAGUGACACCAUUUUACCAAAGAAACCUAGUGGCUCUCUCCCUUCUCCUUCAGGUUCCAGGAAGGAUCUUGUGCUAACAACUUCUAAAACCACAGUUAAAAGAACCAAUUCAACUGAACGAAUCUCUCCUGGAGGAAGAAGAGAAAGCACCGGAGAUGCAAAAAACAACCGGAACCGGGCUGGGUCCACUAGCAGUUCUUCAAGUGGGAAAAAAAACAGUGAAAACAAACCCAAGGAGCCUAUGUUCUGCGCUGGGAAGCGCCGUGUGACUCACUGCAAAGAGGAAGGUUACGUGAAGAUGUUCCUUCGAGGUCGUCCUGUUACGAUGCAUAUGCCCAAAGACCAGGUUGACUCAUACAAUUUGGAAGCUAAAGUUGAACUACCUACCAAGAAACUUAAACUCGAGUGGGUCUACGGUUACAGGGGGCGCGAUUGUCGCAACAACUUGUAUCUUCUACCUACUGGAGAAACGGUGUAUUUUAUUGCUUCCGUAGUUGUGUUGUAUAAUGUUGAAGAGCAACUUCAAAGACAUUACACUGGUCAUAACGAUGAUGUGAAGUGCCUUGCUGUCCAUCCUGAUAAAAUCACCAUAGCAACAGGCCAGGUUGCAGGUACAUCUAAGGAUGGCAAACAACUGCAACCACAUGUACGUGUUUGGGAUUCUGUGACACUAAACACUUUGCACGUUAUUGGAAUGGGCUUCUUUGACCGCGCAGUCACCUGUGUUGCUUUCUCUAAAUCUAAUGGUGGCAGUAAUCUCUGUGCUGUGGAUGAUUCCAAUGACCAUGUGCUCUCCGUGUGGGACUGGCAAAAAGAAGAAAGGCUGUCUGACGUCAAGUGCUCAAAUGAAGCUGUGUUUGUGGCCGAUUUUCAUCCAACUGACACAAAUAUCAUAGUGACAUGUGGGAAAUCCCAUCUUUACUUCUGGACGUUAGAAGGAAAUGCUUUGAUUAAGAAACAAGGAUUGUUUGAGAAACAAGAAAAGCCAAAGUUUGUACUGUGCGUCACCUUUUCAGAAAAUGGUGAUACCAUUACAGGUGACUCUAGCGGAAAUCUCCUUGUUUGGAAAAAAGGUACCAACAGAAUAAGUCACGCUGUGCAAGGAGCCCACGAAGGGGGAAUAUUUGCCCUUUGCAUGCAGAGAGAUGGAACAUUGGUAUCUGGGGGAAAAGAUCGCAAGCUCAUUUCAUGGGAUGGAAACUAUCAGGCACUUAACAAAGUUGAGAUUCCAGAGCAGUUCGGUCCUGUGCGUACUGUAGCAGAGGGAAAAGGAGAUGUUGUGCUCAUUGGCACAACAAGAAAUUUUGUACUUCAAGGCACUUUAUGUGGAGAUUUCCACUCAAUUACCCAGGGUCAUACUGACGAGCUAUGGGGACUUGCUGCUCACGCCUUAAAACCUCAGUUCUUAACCUGUGGUCAUGACAAACACAUAACAUUAUGGGACGCCAUCAGUCAUCGCCCAAUAUGGAACAAAAUCAUAGAGGAUCCAGCUCAAUCUUCAGGGUUCCACCCAAGUGGUUCUGUUGUAGCAGUAGGGACUCUCACUGGGAGGUGGUUUGUUUUGGACACUGAGACCAAAGAUUUGGUUACCGUCCAUACAGAUGGGAAUGAGCAGUUAUCUGUGAUGUGUUACUCACCAGAUGGAAAUUUUCUUGCAAUCGGUUCCCAUGACAACUACAUCUAUAUUUAUGCUGUUAAUGAGAAUGGAAGAAAAUAUAGUCGAAUUGGAAAAUGCUCAGGACAUUCCAGUUUCAUUACUCACUUGGAUUGGUCUGUGAAUUCUCAGUAUUUGAUGUCCAAUUCCGGGGACUAUGAAAUCCUAUACUGGAUUCCCACAGCCUGCAAGCAAGUCGUAAGCGUGGAAACAACUAGAGACAUUGAGUGGGCAACAUAUACCUGCACUCUUGGAUUCCAAGUCUUUGGUGUAUGGCCGGAAGGUUCAGAUGGUACAGACCUGAAUGCAAUCUGCAGAUCCAAUGGCAAGAAGAUCCUGGCUACUGGGGAUGAUUUUGGCAAAGUUCACCUCUUCUCCUAUCCUUGCUCACAGUUCAGAGCAUCGGGUCACGCUUAUGGCGGACAUAGCAGUCACGUCACCAAUGUGAACUUUUUAUAUGAAGACAGCCAUCUAAUAUCUACCGGUGGGAAGGAUAUGAGCAUUAUGCAGUGGUGUAUCAUUUAGAGAACUACACUACGUUGCAGAGACUGACUUCUUACCAACACCUGCCUUCUUGCACUACCUUUGGGCUGUAUAAGUAGCGUCUCUGAACUCUUGAAAGGACUCUUCUCAGGAACAAACCCUCUUCGCCUGUGACCUAGCCUGACAUUCAAUAAAGGUCAACUCUUUGUGACUGGGGCAGCCUACACUUUGAAUUCUGCAAAUAAACGUUACUUUUGUAAUCUUGCAAAAUGCUUGAAGGUUUACAUUGCGUUCAGAUGUUAUGUUAAAUGUUUGUAUAAUGUAUUGUAAAUGUGUAACAGCAGGCCUUGUACAAUAAUAUUCACACAUACUGCACUUCUUAUUUUGCCGUUAACAGUAUUUGAACCUGGAUGGUAGAAACGUGGGUACUUUGUGAAUUACAGUGGAGAACCUCCGGAUUAUACCUAACAAUAAAUGUGAAUGAAUGUAUCUAUGAAUACAACUAGUACAUUAUUCUACAAAUGAGGCUAUGCUUAAUGCAGUGCAGCAGCAGACACAUUCCCAGAUAUGUGAUAUAUAGAAAACAUAUUAAAUGUCUCAAACGUCUUUAGAAUGCUCUUGAGUGUCCCUUAUGAUUAUGUUCCAUAAGUAGAUGACCCAUUUCUACUUUCAUGGCUCCAAAUUAGGAAGCUUCAGAACUCCUGGAGCUGUUCAGUGACGCUUAGAUGCUUUAUUUUCAGAAUGUAGUAAUUUUUCAUGAAUGAGUACAUCCAUUUCUAUAUUGAGAAGGAAAGUAUAAAUGUAAUAUUUGGCUCUUGGUGAAGGACUUUUUAUAAGAGGCAUGUAAAUCUGCUUAGUAGCUACAUGCAUGCUGGGAAGACGCAAGUUCUUGAACAGAUAUCCUAUGGGUCUGUUCAGGAUCUAAAUGACAGUGACUCAGACCUUAAUACUGUAGAUAGCCAAUGAAUUGGUGUUUGUAGUGUUCUGUCCGACCAGUUAUCACCUGAAAAAUGGUCUUCUGAACCUAAACACCAUUUUAAAAGAGCAUACAUAUGUUAGCGUUUGGAAAAUUUCCCCAGCUGAAAACAGCACCAAAGACCUUACUGCUUUUUGCUCUUUACGCUGCCCUCCAAAUGCACUCAUAUAUUAAUAUUGUCUCUUGAUUGGCUACGUAUGCCUGUAUUCCUUAAAGGGGCAUGAAAGUAAAUAGUAUACUGGCACACUGCAAUAUUUUUAAAGGGGUGAUUUAGCUUUCUAUUAACACUAGAUUGGGACUUCUAGAACGCCCCCUGGUAGCAAUCCAAUUAACACAACCUAUUGCAAAGACUAUACCUGCGUCUGAGCAGGUGUACAUGAUGCUGGUCUCUGCGGGCAUACUAUAUAUAACUGUUUAAGUGGUCAGUAGGUUGAGUAGGGUCUUACGUCCCUUUUAAGCUAUCAGGUGUAAUCUUUUGUACUCUCCCGCUUAUGCUUAGACAACAGUAUACAAAUCCAAUAACAAUCUUUGUGAAUGCUGCUGAAUUACACAACAAAACUAUCAGAGGCCUACAUUUGAAUGUAGCAAAGUGCCUUUCCUGUGUUGCAAUCUGUGUCUAUUACCGAGUGGCAUUUUGAUAUUUAUCCGUAAUGUACAACUAAUUGUUGAUUUAAGAAGUUGCUGCAGUGGCCUGGUGAAAUGUUGGUUAAAUAAUUUAUUGCUUGACCUGCUUAAAACAAAUUUCCUAUUAAUGUAAGAAUGUCCAAAUGAGCUGUUUUGAAUAUUCCAUGUACAUUUAUCACACAAACUGUACUGAGCUUUCACUGUAUAAAGUUUUAUCAGAAAUUAAUAAUUGUUAAUACCAUGCUUAAUGUUUUAUCCCUGUGAGUCUUGUAUAUUUGUAUUUUAAACGUGAAAUAUAAACAUAUAAAAUCUUUUUAAGUGUCCAGUAAGUUUGCAUGAAAGGAAACAAAAAUUCAUACAAACUUAACGUACCAAGGAUUGGCCAAAUGUAUGGCUAGUAAUCAAUACAAGAUUGUAAAAGGAUUAUAUAAAAGCCCUAUUUGAUUGAGGUUUGAAAUGCAUUGUUUACAUGAAAAAAAAUGUAACAAAAAAUAAAUUUGAAUUCAUCAAAAA